Penicillium subrubescens is the source of this 1302-nucleotide messenger RNA. RefSeq lists its product as uncharacterized. Lineage: Eukaryota; Fungi; Ascomycota; Eurotiomycetes; Eurotiales; Aspergillaceae. The record is from RefSeq and is a predicted model, not a curated record. The coding region runs from base 1 to 1302 and encodes 433 amino acids. The transcript has 6 exons. Gene Ontology annotation, molecular function: oxidoreductase activity; FMN binding.
AUGUCUGACCCCAACAAUCCCAACAUUAAAUCGAGAACCACUCCGCAAUGGUCACUUUACCGACGUGAAGCGUUUUGGAAUACCAAUUCUGGCCAAUUUCCCCCCUUUAACACCGAUCCCAUCGAAGUUGAAAAGCUCGCAAGGGAGAAGCUAUCUCAAAAUGGAUGGUAUUACUCUUCUUGCAACGCAGGUCUUUCAUGGACGCACUUGGCGAAUCGACAGGCAUUCUACCGUCACAGAAUUAUACCACGCACACUAGUCGACACCAACAUCAGAGAUACCGCCACAGAGAUCUUCGGCCACAAAGUCUCUGCCCCCAUUGGCUUCGCGCCAAUUGGCAUCAAUCGUAUCUACCAUGCAACAGGCGAACUCUCCGUCGCAAAAGUUGCAGAGGAACUAAAUCUCCCAUACUGCCUCUCGUCUGCCGGUAGCUACAGCAUCGAAGACGUCGGCAAAGCCAACGGCAACGGACCGCGAUUUUUCCAAUUAUAUCAAAGUCACGAUGAUGAAUUGGCUAUUUCUAUGAUGCAACGUGCUUGGGACUCGUGUUUUGAUGCUUGUAUGCUAACUACGGAUACCUGGUCUCUUGGAUGGCGCCAUAAUGACGUUUUUACGGGAAACUAUGCUUUCUAUCAUGAGCAUGGAGCGGGGGAUAUUGCGUUACAGGAUCCUGUUUUUUUAAAGAGGCUGAAAGAGGCUGGUAUUGAUCCUAAGAAGAAUCCUAAAGAGGCGGGGGCGAAGUGGAUUGACGAGAAUAUUUGGCAUGGUCGGGCUCAUACUUGGGACAAGGUGAAGUGGACAACGGCUCAAUGGAAGAGGAUUAGUGGUGGUAGGCCUUUUUGUCUAAAAGGUAUUCAGAGUGUUGAGGCAGCCAGGAAAUGUGUUGAGAUCGGAAUUGACGGUAUCGUGGUAACCAACCACGCCGGCCGACAAGUGGAUGGUGCUAUUGCGAGUCUUGAUGCUCUGAAGAAGAUUGUUGAUGCUGUUGGAGAUAGCAUAUACAUCAUGUUCGACUCGGGAGUGCGUACGCCAGCUGACGCUUUUAAAGCCCUUGCUCUUGGAGCGAAAUUCGUAUUCCUUGGCCGUCUGUGGGUGUGGGCACUGAGCAUCGCCGGUGAACAUGGCGUACGUCAUCUUACGAAGAGCUUUCUGGCCGAAUUUGAUCUUCUGAUGGAGGAAGCUGGAUUCCAGUCAAUUGACCAGAUUGAUCGCUCCGCCCUUGACAGUCUUCCGAAUACCUCUAACCUGAUUGCCGAAGAUAUCCUGGACCUUUUCCUCUGUGGUGUUCUUUCCGCGAUGUAG